AUGGCGGACAACAGCAGAGCAGUCAUUCCGAUCCUGGUCACUAUGAUGCUAGUGACCGGGGUGUGCAAUACCAUUCUGAACAAGUACCAGGAUAUGCAAUGUGUCAGGAACUGUGACUCGCCGGAUGAAAACGAGCGGAAGCUGUUCGAGCAGCCUGUCCUGCAAACUGCACAAAUGUUUGUCGGAGAAAUGGGCUGCUGGCUCGUCGUCUUGGCUUCCCAACUGUACACGCGUUUCGCAAAACGACACUCACCCGCUCCUCUUCUUGCGGGCGGGUACCGACCCAUUCGCAGCGAUGAGGCCGAUAACGACGAUGAGGAAGAAGAAGAAGAGGAAGACCAGGCGGAUUUUGAGUCAUCUGCUGAGAACCCUGCUACCAAGCCUCUGAUUGAGUCGAGUACUGGUCGCAUUCACUUGCGAGGAUGGAAAGUGUUGUUGCUUGCGGCUCCCUCAUGUUGCGAUAUUACGGGGACGACGCUGAUGAAUGUUGGGUUGUUGUUUGUUGCGGCUAGCAUUUAUCAGAUGACUCGCGGAGCACUUGUGCUAUUUGUGGGAUUGUUUAGUGUCCUGUUUUUGCGCCGCAAGUUGUAUUUGUACCAAUGGUUUGCGCUGGUCGUUGUUGUGCUGGGUGUGGCCCUGGUUGGUCUUGCUGGUGUUCUCUUUGGUGGCAGUCAGGGCCAUGACCCAGAGGAUGGUGUUAAUGCGGUGGCAUCUCGCUUUGUUCGGGACAUGUACAACACGACGACAACCCAAACCCCCGAAGGCGUUGCUGUUCUGAUUGGCGUGUUGCUCAUUGCAGCAGCCCAGAUCUUCACCGCGUCUCAGUUUGUGCUCGAAGAGUGGAUUCUCGAAAACUACGCCAUGGCUCCAUUGAAUGUUGUUGGAUGGGAGGGGGUUUUUGGCUUCCUUGUUACCGUCAUUGGCAUGAUUAUUUUGCAUCUGACCGUCGGCUCAACCGAGGCCGGCAGAUAUGGAUACUUUGAUCUGGCGGAAGGCUGGCGUGAGAUUACGACUAAUAGAGCUAUUGCGGUGUCUAGCGUGCUGAUCAUGAUCAGCAUUGGUGGCUUCAACUUCUUCGGUCUAUCCGUCACGCGCACCGUCUCCGCGACAUCGCGAAGCACAAUCGACACUUGCCGCACGCUCUUCAUCUGGCUCGUCUCGCUGGCCCUCGGAUGGGAGAAUUUCAAAUGGCUCCAAGUCGCCGGUUUCGUGCUGCUCGUUUAUGGUACCUUUUUGUUCAAUGAUAUUGUGCGACCGCCGCUUAAAGCUUUGUUGCCGAAAAGGGAGACGCAUCAUGAGGAGCUUCUUCCUGAAGAGCCUAUUGAGCAUUUUUAG
Talaromyces rugulosus is the source of this 1335-nucleotide messenger RNA. RefSeq lists its product as uncharacterized. Gene Ontology annotation, cellular component: Golgi membrane; intracellular membrane-bounded organelle. The transcript has 4 exons. The record is from RefSeq and is a predicted model, not a curated record. Bases 1 to 1335 code for a protein of 444 amino acids. Gene Ontology annotation, molecular function: pyrimidine nucleotide-sugar transmembrane transporter activity. Lineage: Eukaryota; Fungi; Ascomycota; Eurotiomycetes; Eurotiales; Trichocomaceae. Gene Ontology annotation, biological process: pyrimidine nucleotide-sugar transmembrane transport.